Molecule: messenger RNA, 4187 nt
Organism: Vigna angularis (adzuki bean)
Lineage: Eukaryota; Viridiplantae; Streptophyta; Magnoliopsida; Fabales; Fabaceae
Product: DIS3-like exonuclease 2
Exons: 7
Coding region: 467-3814 (1115 amino acids)
Cellular component (GO): exosome (RNase complex); P-body
Molecular function (GO): 3'-5'-RNA exonuclease activity; RNA binding
Source: RefSeq, a predicted model, not a curated record
AGCAGGUAAGGGAAGAGAGAGAAGAAAAAACAAAGAAGAAGUGGAGAGAGAAAGAGGAAUUGGGAAGAAAAGAGUGAGAGAGAAAGAAAAGGAGAGUCGGCGCCCAUUGUCCCCGCCGACCAAUCAUAACGUCGUUUUCAACCUCAUCAUACCAUACCCACCUCUUUCUCCUUCUCUUCUACACUUCAUUCUUUCUUCUUUCUCUAACUAAUAACAAUCUUCAUUUGCUUUGGUAAAUCUUAAAACCCUAUCUCUCACUCCACCUCUUUCUCUUUCCCUCAGGUUCUUCCCAUUUAUAUUUUUUUCCAAAAUACGGAAGGCCUCCUUCUUCUUCUAGCUUAGUUUUCCUCUUCUUUUCUCUCUUUCCUAUUCAAUCUUCAUUCCUUUCGUUUCCCUGAAUUUCCUUUCCUUUUAUUUUAUUUCAAGAAAGGAUUUUUUCCAUCUUUUUUUUUUAAUUUCGAGAGAUAUGAAGGCCUUGGCCGAAGGAUCCUUGGUAGAGAGGUCUGACGACGGCGAAAAGGAGAAGAAGAAGAAGCGCCGAUCCAAUCGUCGAUCCAAGCAAAACACUUCCCCAUCUACAGCAUCUGAAGUGAAUGAGGCCCAGGGAAUGUUGCCAGAUUCAGGGAAAAUUGAACAACCUACUCAUGCAUCCACUUCCUUGGAGGGUUCAUUGAAGCAGGUCAAUGUGGGUUCUUCUAAUGAGCAAGGACUAUCCAAUGCAUCAAAUGUUGCUUUUACAUCAAUGCCCCCCAUGCAUAUCAAUGAGCAAGUGGAGUCUGUUGAUUUGCGAAUUGUGCCCGUGUAUGGUGGAGGAAUUGAUUCUAAAUCAUUUUCUGAGCCCGCUGGUUGCAGAGGGUCAUCGGGAAUUAAUAAAAACAAGGACACAGUUCCUUGUAGUCCAAUUCGCAUUUGUGGCCAGAAAUGCAUUUUUAGUCCACACUUGUCUUUAGAGGCUGUUGAGAAGGCAUUAGAGAAGGGCGAUGUUUUUAAAGCUCUCUUUCAUGUCAAUGCUCACAAUCGAGUUGAGGCCUACUGCAAAAUUGACGGAGUGCCAACUGAUGUUCUCAUUAGUGGGAUUCCAGCCCAGAAUAGAGCUGUGGAAGGUGAUAUUGUUGCAGUUAAGAUUGAUCCCUUGCCAUUAUGGACAAAAAUGAAAGGAGCAAAUGGGUCUUGUAACAACACUUCAACACCUGAAGGUAGCAACCUUUUUACAGAAGAUAAUGAUGUGGAUGGUAAAGGGAAACAUAAGGUAGAUGCUGAUCAUUGGUCUGGCCUUUGUGGAAGCUAUCCUGGUCAAAACAAGGAGGAUGCUGAUCAACAAUCCAUCUCCUAUAAAAAUGAUUCUUUGACUGGAAAAGGAAUUGUCUGCGAUGAUAAUACCUCCCAGGGUUCUACUAACCAUUUAGAUCUACUUGGAGGAGCCAACAAUGGCAGCAUUAAUGGACAUCACCAUGCUACUCCUGAUUCCUUAAAGAGCAAUUCUUGUAGUGGACAAGUUGAAGUAGUUAAUGCUGUGGAAAAGAUGUGUUUGUUGGUUAAUUCUGUCCCUUCAAAAAGACCAACUGGCAGGGUGGUCUCUAUUAUCGAGAGAUCUCCUCGUCGGGAGGGUAUUGUUGGUCAUCUUAAUGUGAAACAGUGGGCUUCUUAUAAGGAAAUAACCAAAAAGGACAUCAAGAAGAAUAAGAACUUGGUUUCUGAUAAUGAUUACAUCCAGCUAAUACCAACUGAUCCAAAGUUUCCUAUUAUGAUGCUUCUUGUUAGAAAGUUACCCGAGUGCAUUAUGAAAAGGUUGAAAAGUGGUGACAUGACAAUUGAAAUGGAUCUGGUAGCUGCACAAAUUGAUGAUUGGGUAGAAGAAAAUCCUUUUCCUGAGGCCCACAUCUUGCACGUUUUUGGAAGAGGUGGUGAAAUUCAGACCCAUUUAGAUGCAAUUUUGUUUCAGAAUGCAAUCUGUUUUUCUGAAUUUCCUCCAGAAGCUAUGUCCUGUCUUCCGUGUGUUCCUUGGGAGGUACCUCUGAAAGAAAUUCAAAGUAGAAAAGAUCUCAGAAAUUUGUGCUUAUUUACUAUUGAUCCUUCAACUGCCACUGAUCUGGAUGAUGCUCUGUCAAUUGAGAAGUUACCUAAUGGGAAUUAUAGAGUAGGAGUCCACAUUGCUGAUGUAUCAUAUUUUGUUUUACCUGGCAGAGCCUUAGAUAGUGAGGCUCAGUCUAGGUCAACAAGUGUAUAUAUGUUGCAAAGGAAGUUACCUAUGUUGCCUUCAUUAUUAUCUGAGAAUAUUGGGUCACUUAGUCCUGGAGUGGAUCGACUUGCUCUUUCUAUGCUCCUGGAUGUGAAUCAUGAGGGGGAUGUUGUAGACCGUUGGAUUGGUCGUUCUGUUAUACACUCAUGUUGUAAGCUUUCAUAUGACCAUGCCCAGGACAUCAUUGACAGGAAUUUUGAUUUUGAAGGUUUAAAGAAUACUAAAGAUGGCUAUCCCAGAGUGUAUGGCCAUUUUGAAUGGCCUGAUGUUAUUAUGUGUUUGAAGAGUCUGUAUGAAAUUUCAAAUGUCUUGAAAUGCAAGAGGUUUACUGAUGGGGCUCUACGGCUUGAGAACCCCAAAGUUGUUGUCUUGUUUGAUGAGAAUGGAGUUCCUUAUGAUAGUAAGCUUUCCGAAAGGAAAGAAUCAAAUUUUCUUGUAGAGGAAUAUAUGCUUUUGGCCAAUAGAGUUGCUGCUGAAGUCAUAUGUCGAGCUUAUCCUGAUGCGGCAUUGUUACGGAGGCAUCCUGAACCUAAUAUGCGAAAGAUGAGAGAAUUUAUGGCAUUUUGUCAGAAGCAUGGUUUAGAAUUGAACACGACUUCCUCUGGUCAAUUCCAUUGGUCAUUAGAGCAGAUCAGGGAAAAGCUCAAGGGUGAUCCUGUGCUUUACUAUAUACUUAUUUCUUAUGCUGCUAAACCAAUGCAGUUGGCUUCUUACUUCUGUAGUGGAGAUUUAAAGGAUAGUGAAAAUGAAUGGGGUCAUUAUGCUUUAGCUGUCCCAUUUUACACUCAUUUUACAUCACCUCUGCGUCGGUAUCCUGAUAUUAUUGUUCACCGGACAUUACUUGCUACCAUAGAGGCUGAGGAUUUGUAUAUGAAGCAUCAAAAGGCUUUGCAGGUUCAUAAGGAAAUGGAUGUUGCGAAAAGAUGUUUCACUGGUAUCAAUUUUGAUAGAAGUGCUGCAGAAUCCAUCAAGGGAAGGGAAGCACUAUCAGCUGCAGCUGUGAAGUAUAGUGUUCCAGGUGGUGAAAUACUUGCAAAUAUUGCUGCUCAUUGCAAUGAGAGAAAGCUAGCUAGUAGAAAUGUUAAGGAUGCCUGUGAUAAACUUUACAUAUGGUUUCUCCUGAAGAAAAAGGAGGUCUUAUUGUCAGAAGCUAGAGUUAUGGGACUUGGCCCAAGAUUCAUGUCAAUUUACAUUCAAAAGCUAGCUAUUGAGCGACGCAUAUAUUAUGAUGAUGUGGAAGGCUUGACUGCAGAAUGGCUUGAAACAACAUCCACGCUGGUGCUCAACAUGUCAACCACUAAUAGGUGUACAUUUAGGAGGGGCUGGUCUAACAAGUGGAGGGCGAUUGAAGAAGUUGCACUGCUUUCUUGUCCAUAUAACCUGAAAAUUACCACGGAUAAUUCUAACCAGAGUGAUGUAAUAAAAGUGGAUGCGGAGACUGAAAUUGACCCCUUAGUUUUUCCGCUCACAGUGCAUGUUCUUUCAACAAUUCCAGUGGCUCUUCAUGCUGUUGGUGGUGAUGAUGGGCCCCUUGAUAUUGGAGUAAGGCUCUACAUGAGCUCCUAUUUUGGGUGAGUUGGUAGUUUUAUGGUGGCAGAUUUUUAUGGGAUGAAAUGUGGAAUAGUGUAUAGUUCGACGUAGGUGGGAAAAUUGCAUUGUCUAAAUUUGCGAAUGUACUAUGAACUUGUUUAAAAAAACUGAGAUUGUGUAGGAGUGUAGAUAAAAGCAGGAGGUUCUGUUAUAGAUUUGGCCUCAUUGCCUGUUUCUAACAGAACCUUAUUGGAAUUGGCGCUUGUUUUUGUUGGCCCGCCCGUUCCAUCUACUUACUAUUUGCUCGUAUUUGGUUCUCUAUUUGCAACCCAAUAAUUUUUUAUUUUGGGUUUAUCAAACAUUUUUGUAUGUUACUUUCUGACUUUGGUCAACGUUGAAAUGGAAUAAUCUUGUGUUA